Molecule: messenger RNA, 662 nt
Organism: Ziziphus jujuba (common jujube)
Lineage: Eukaryota; Viridiplantae; Streptophyta; Magnoliopsida; Rosales; Rhamnaceae
Product: ethylene-responsive transcription factor ERF018-like
Exons: 1
Coding region: 105-506 (133 amino acids)
Biological process (GO): regulation of DNA-templated transcription
Molecular function (GO): DNA-binding transcription factor activity; DNA binding
Source: RefSeq, a predicted model, not a curated record
UAAAGGCUGGACCAAAGAGGUUGGUGCAAAGCAAACCACCGAAAAUUAGAAGGAAAGUAGUUGGAGCUCUGCGCUUUAGCACACGAAGUGAAAGCCUGAAGAAAAUGGUGAAAUCGACAUCGACGACGAGAAGAGGAAGAAGGAACGGGAUUUACAAGGGCGUGAGGAUGAGGAAGUGGGGAAGAUGGGUUGCAGAGGUUCGGCAACCAAAGAGCCGACACAGAAUAUGGUUGGGUUCUUACAGCACGGCGGAAGAAGCGGCUAGAGCCUACGACGCUGCCGUGUUUUGCUUGCGUGGACCGUCGGCGCUGCUGAAUUUCCCUGAAAGCCCGCCGGAGAUAUCGUCAGCUGGGGAACUGUCGCCGUCUCAGAUUCAAGAGGCUGCUGUGAGACAUGCUCACAAGGUGGGAGUGGCCCAGAAGUCUGGGAUUGAGGGUGGGGGUUCGAUUGCUGGGUUUACAGUGGAGGAGGAUAGAAAUUUGUUGUAUGGCGCAUAUUAUCAGUAACACCAACUGACUAGUGUGGGGACCUUCUAGGCUCUUUUCAUUUUAUUUACCUAUUUAUUUAUUUAUUUUUAUUUAUUGGGGUCAAUUUAGUAGUGGUUGGUCUGCAUUCUUUUGUUUGGUUUCUGGAUCCAUAAUAAAUAAAUAAUCUUACUUCAA